GAAGCGCAGCCGUGCGAGUGACACGCGUAUAAUCUAACACGAUCUUUUUAAGACAAUCUAAUCAUGUCUAAGUGUGACCAAUGUAAUAAACCUUUUUCUAAAUCUUUGCCUGGAUGUGAAUGUGCCCGAUGUGAAAAAAUGGUACACCUAAAUACCAGAUGUAGUGGUCUUACCAACAAACAGAUAACCGCAUUAAAGGCGGCCCCAAGCUUGGACUGGACCUGUAUGGAAUGUCAACAAGAAUCCCCGAAGCGAAACUCCUCUUUGUAUCUAACAGAGGAUGCAGAGGAGGAUAUACCUAUGGACACUAAGGGGCUAAUACAGAAAAUUUCAAAGGAAGUAGAAAAAACUAUAAAGAAGGAAAUAAACGAAUUCAACCAAUCUCUGCAAUUUCACAGUACGAAGCUGGACGAAGUAUUAGGUUGUAUUGAUGCUUUUAAAAACACCAUAAAAGUUUUAGAAAGAAAAAACACGGAACUAAUACACAAAAACAACAAUCUGGAAUUGAGGGUAGGUGCAUUGGAGCAGCGUUUCCAUGAGAUGGAACAGGAGAAACUUUCUAAUUUUAUAGAAAUAGCAAACGUCCCCCCUGCGAGUGAAGAGAAUGUGAGAAAAUUAGUUGAAAAUGUAGCAUUAAAACUUAAACAGCCCUUCGACAGUAUCCGUAACACAAUGCGAUACCAAGGUAAAAACGACCAACCGGGCAUUAUACAAGUAAAACUUAAUGAUAAAGCAACCCAAGAAAAGUGGAUUAAAGCUGCAAAAACCAUUAAAACUAUGGUGGCCGAUGUUUGCCCCUAUGAACCCAACAAUAACAAAAUAGUAUUCAUCAGGGAAGCAAUGACUAAACACAACAAAAGCGUUUUAUGGGAAGCCAAACAGGAAUUAAAGAAUAAACAAGGAUAUAAAUACGUAUGGUUUAAAAACGGUAUGGUGCGUGCAAGAAAGGAUGAAAACACUAAAAUACAAAACCUAAGAUCAGUGUUGGAUAUACAAGUGCUAAAAAAAAGACAGAAUGCCAAUUAACUGACCAAUUUAAAUGCAUAUAAAUUAUUAUUAUUAAGAUGGAUAGUUUAACUAGUGAUAUUUGUGAAUUAGAAGACUGUAUAAACAUAAGUGAUUUUGUGAGUAAAAUUCCCAGUAGACAUUUAAAUCUAUUGUGUGUACACAUAAACAUAAGGUCAAUCAUAAAAUACUUUGAUAGUCUUGAGCAGUGUAUUUAUGCGGCUGGAGCUGUUGACGUUAUUGUGCUUACAGAAGUAAACAUUUCUGAUAAAAUCAGUUGUCUGUAUAAUUUAGAUGGAUACCAUAUGUUUUCGGCACUCAGAAACGGUAGGAAAGGUGGAGGUAUCGUAGUAUAUGUAAAAAAGAAACAUAAAUUUAAUAUGAAAAUUGUAAAAAGCCAACAUUUCGAGAAUAUACUUUUUACCAUCACAACUCAGACAAAAUACACUGCUCAAAUUUGUGCUAUUUACCGCCCACCUAGCCUAAGCAAGAACCUGUUUAUUGACGAACUUCAUAAUAUUAUUAAGAACAACUGUCAGAAAAAUAUUGAUUUGUAUCUAUUGGGAGACGUUAAUAUAAAUCUAAAGCUAGACAUUCCUAUAAAACAUAAAUAUUGCAACACAUUACACAGUUUAGGCCUUAUGUGUGGGAUCACAACUUACACUAGGGCGGAACUAUACAAAGGAACCAUUACAAAAUCAUGCAUAGACCACAUAUACGCUCGAUCCCAAACACACGACCUAUACACGGCAACGGUUGGCACAAAACUAGCGGACCAUCGAGCGAUCGUGCUUGCUUGCACUAAAACACAGUCACAGGAUGUUCCAACAUAUAAAACAUUAAUUGACAAUAAUAAAUUAGCGAUCCUUCUAGAGCAAAUUGAUUGGAAGCCGACAUUAGAAAUGAAGUGUCCUAUUGGUAUAUAUAACUUCAUACAAAAUAACUUAACACAAGCAUAUAAAAAAUCUGAAUGUACAGUUAAACUUAAAUCUAACUCUCUUCGAAAUAGUAACCAUUGGAUUAAUAAUAGAAUUAUUAAAGGAUGUCAGUACAGAGAUAAACUUUUUACUCAAUAUAUAAAAGAUCCAAACAACUUAAUACUCAAACAAAAAUAUAAUAAAACCAGAAAUUAUGUCAAUAAAUUAAUAAAUAAAACUAAAAAUAAAACAAUUAGAAUCAAUAUAGAAGCUAAUAAAAAUAAUCUAAAAAAUCUAUGGGACAUAUUAAACCAACUAACAGGAAAAAUUAAAACAUCCAUGGACGUAGCUAUACAAAACGCAUUUGCAAACCAAAAUAUUACAUGUAAAGAUAUUGCAAAUAAUUUUGCAACUUCCUUCCACAAUAGUAUUAGUAAUAUAGCAACCAACUGUGUAAAUCCACUGUUAGAUAAAAGCUCCUACCAGCAUACAGAAAAUACUAGUAUGAGAUUUCAGUCAGCAGACCCUAAAUCAGUUGCAAAGAUAAUUAAAUCAUUAAACGACAGAAAGUCUCCAGGUGCAGAUAAAAUACGAGUUAUGGAUAUUAAAACAUUAUGUAAUAAAAUCAACGUAGUCAUAGCUAACCUUAUUAAUACGAGCAUUUAUACUGGAAAAUAUCCUAACUUACUAAAAACAGGCAUAGUUCGACCAAUAUACAAAAAUGGUAGCAAAAAAAUCUAUAAUAAUUAUCGUCCAAUAACUAUAUUGCCAACAAUUAACAAAAUAAUAGAAAAAUACAUAUGUGGACAAAUUCAAAAUUAUUAUAAAAAACACAAUAUUCUUUCUAACAAACAAUAUGGAUUCCAACCAAAUAAAAAUACCACACAAUUGCUAUCCGCAUUCACAGACCACAUUUAUAAACAUUUAAAUAAAAAAGAUCAUGUUCUAGUAGUGUUUAUUGACUACAGUAAGGCAUUCGACACAUUAAAGCACAGCGUAAUCCUGCAGAACUUAAAUGACUGCGGAGUACGAGGAAACCUACUCAAGUGGUGUGAAAACUAUCUGCAAGACAGAACUUAUCGUGUUAAAGUGUGCAACGAAGAAAGUUUUCCAAUAUCUAUUACAGAAGGUACGGCUCAGGGCUCAGUCAUUGGGCCUUUACACUACCUUACCUAUGUUAACACAUUACCUAACAUAAUAAAGUAUUGUCAGAUAUUCCAAUUUGCAGAUGAUACAUGCCUAGUAGCUGCAGGGCCUAACAUCCAAGAAGCAGAAACAAAGCUACAAUCUGAUUUCGAUACAUUGGCUAAAUGGUCCCACGACGUAGGACUUGUACUAAAUCCUAACAAAACAAAGUUCAUGCAUAUCCGAUCCAGUCACAAUCUAAAUUCACGUACACCCAUCUUAAUCUUACACAACCACACAUGUGCACAUUCUUAUAACUCGUACCCCAAUAGCUGCAACUGCAACGCUUUAGAAUUAGUUCAUAACCAUAAGUACCUGGGGCUUACAAUAGAUGACCGAAUGUCCUGGAAAAUGCACAUUAAUUCUGUCUGUGAUAGGCUAAGAGCGAUACUUGCCAAAUUCACUUUAAUAAAAAAUAAAAUACCACUUAAAACUCUGCUACUAUUAUACAAAGCACUAGCCGAAUCCAUUAUAACAUAUGGACUUACAAGCUAUGGGAGAA
Messenger RNA from Pieris brassicae (large cabbage white), 3609 nucleotides. RefSeq lists its product as uncharacterized. The record is from RefSeq and is a predicted model, not a curated record. Bases 64 to 1026 code for a protein of 320 amino acids. Lineage: Eukaryota; Metazoa; Arthropoda; Insecta; Lepidoptera; Pieridae. The transcript has a single exon.